Neltuma alba is the source of this 1788-nucleotide messenger RNA. Its product is annotated as calcium-dependent protein kinase 4-like. The transcript is spliced from 7 exons. Gene Ontology annotation, molecular function: ATP binding; protein kinase activity; calcium ion binding. Gene Ontology annotation, biological process: protein phosphorylation. The coding region runs from base 192 to 1667 and encodes 491 amino acids. The record is from RefSeq and is a predicted model, not a curated record. Lineage: Eukaryota; Viridiplantae; Streptophyta; Magnoliopsida; Fabales; Fabaceae.
GCCAUUUCUUGACUAAUAAUAAGCCAGAUUGCGAACAACUGAUUCCUGAUAACAUCGCCGCAAAAGAGGGAGAGAAAAACGACCGCAAGGUAGAAGCAAGAAGAGUAUCGAUCCCAACCACCAACAAUCCAGCUCCAGCAUUAAUCUCUGGAGGCCAAGCAAUUCACCUGUUCCACCAUUGUUGAACGGAGAUGGAGAAGAAACCUUCUUCAGCAAAAACCAUGGCGGUCUUGCCCUACGAAACCCCUAGACUAAGGGACCAUUACCUUGUGGGAAAGAAACUUGGGCAAGGCCAAUUUGGGACCACGUACCUCUGUACGCACAAGGUGUCAGGUGAACAGUACGCUUGCAAAUCGAUUCCCAAGCGGAAGCUCUUGUGCAAGGAGGAUUACGAAGACGUGUGGAGAGAGAUUCAGAUCAUGCAUCAUCUGUCGGAGCACCCCAAUGUGGUUCGGAUACAAGGCACGUAUGAGGACGCUGUGUUUGUGCACCUGGUUAUGGAGCUUUGUGCUGGGGGUGAGCUGUUUGAUAGGAUUAUUCAAAAGGGGCAUUACAGUGAGAGAGAGGCGGUCAAGCUGAUAAAGACCAUUGUUGGCGUGGUCGAAGCUUGUCACUCUCUUGGGGUCAUGCAUAGGGAUCUCAAGCCUGAGAAUUUCUUGUUUGAUAGUUCUAGUGACGAUGCUCAGAUGAAGGCUACGGAUUUUGGCCUCUCUGUCUUUUACAGGCCAGGACAAACCUUUUCCGAUGUAGUUGGAAGCCCCUACUAUGUUGCCCCCGAGAUUUUGUGCAAGCGUUAUGGACCAGAAGCAGAUGUAUGGAGUGCUGGAGUUAUCCUUUACAUCUUGCUGAGUGGAGUCCCACCUUUUUGGGCCGAAACUGAACCAGGCAUUUUCAGACACAUAUUACAAGGAAAGCCAGAUUUUCAAUCUGACCCAUGGCCAAGCUUAUCAGAAAGUGCUAAAGAUUUGGUGAGCAAAAUGCUAGAGAAGGAUCCUAAGAAAAGAAUUUCUGCCCAUGAAGUCUUGUGUCACCCUUGGAUAAAUGAUGAUAAUGUUGCACCUGACAAACCUCUGGAUUCCGCGGUUUUGUCCCGUCUGAAACAGUUCUCAGCUAUGAAUAAAGUGAAGAAGAUGGCAUUACGGGUGAUAGCAGAAAGGCUCUCAGAGGAAGAAAUCGGUGGUUUAAAAGAGUUGUUCAAGAUGAUUGACACAGACAAUAGCGGGACUAUAACAUUUGAGGAACUCAAAGAAGGUCUAAAAAGGGUCGGUUCUGAUCUAAUGGAAUCCGAAAUCAAAUCCCUAAUGGAUGCGGCUGACAUAGACCAAAGUGGAACAAUCGACUAUGGUGAAUUUCUUGCUGCCACAUUGCACAUGAAUAAGACGGAAAGAGAGGAGAAUUUACUUGCAGCAUUUUCCUAUUUUGACAAAGAUGGCAGUGGAUACAUCACCAUUGAUGAGCUUCAACAGGCUUGUAAAGAGUUUGGCUUAGGUGACGUGAAUCUAGAUGUUAUGUCAGAGAUUGAUCUAGACAAUGAUGGGAGAAUUGAUUAUGGGGAGUUCGUAGCAAUGAUGAAGCAGGGGGAUGGAGGGUUUGGCAGCGGCAGAACUACAAGAGGCAAUUUGAACUUCAAUAUAGCAGAUGCCUUCCAAGUAAAUGACUCAUCUUGAUUCACACACACUAAGCAAAUUGAUGUAUUGUACAGAUAGGAAGCACGAUUGCAAUUUGUAAAGACAAACAAGUCACUUUUUUAUUUUACUUUAUUUUUUUCAUAUUUAUAGCCACACGGUU